CGGGCAAAAUGCCAAAAAAAAAAACAAAAAAUGCCACAUCAAUUAACAACCCUCAAUAGCAAAAUGAUUCCAAUGACCAGCCUGAUGUGGCACUGCGAUGGCAGGUGUUGAUCGAUACAAAAAUGCAACUGGGCAUCUGGCAUCUGGCCCAGUGAUCGGUUGGGGUUGCGUAAGAGGCAUCGAUAGGUGUGCCCCGACGCGUCGCAACAAUCGUUUCGAGAUUCUUUGCGCAAGCGAGGCCUAAACUUGAACCAUAAGAUGAUAGUGCGGGAGCUCUGAUUGUACCUCUGUUAUCAGCAGCCCACUCGGAAGCAUUGGAUUGAACUUGAGGUAGCCAAAAAAAUGGGUUAUCAAUGUCCAGAGCCCAGAGCUAGAACCAUGAUAGAUCGAUCGUUAAGUUCUGAGUGAGAUUUUUGCCUGAGGUUCAGUAUUCCAUCGGUCGCAGAACGUGAAGGAAAUCACCACCAGCCAGAAAAAGCAAGCAAGACAAUGUCGAGGCAAAUGUGGUCACUGCUGGCCUUCUUCCUGUGUAUAGGAGUGCUUGAGAGCCUGGCUCUGCUCGACCACGAGACAGAAAGCAUUGAGAAGUGCAUUAAGAACUACGGAGGCCUUACCUCUGAGACUGCUGAGCGUCUGGAACGGUUCAAGGAGUGGUCGGAUGGCUAUGAGGAAAUACCCUGCUUCACGCAGUGCUACCUCGCCGAGAUGUUUGAGUUCUACGACAAUCGCACGGGCUUCGAUGAGAGCGGCAUUGUGCAGCUCUUCGGACAGCCCGUCUACAACGCCUGUCGCCAGAGAUUAGAGCUGGGCGGGGGUCGCACCCAGAGCAGCUGUGAGCAUGCCUACGCGGGCUUUCACUGCAUCACCAACCUGGAGGGGCAUCCAUUCAUGCAGAUCGAGAGCAUGCCCAACAUCACGGAGUCCGCCAAGACCGCCAUGAAGGAUUGCCUGCAGUUAGUGGACCGAGACGAGUGGAGCCGCUUCCAGGCGUAUCCCGAAUUCCCCGUAAACGAGCCCAUUCCCUGUUUCACGCGCUGCUUCAUAUCGAAGCUGCAUCUGUUUGACGAGCGCACCCGCCGCUGGCAGCUCCCGAUAAUGCGGCGACACUUGGGUGUCCCAGUGCCGGGCGCCCAUGUGUCCGCGUGCCAUCAGAGGCGUGGCAGGAAUCAGUGUUCCAGCAUUUACCAGCAGUUCACGUGCUAUGUCAUGGCCGCUUAGAUCGGCCAUCUCUAUUAUAAAUGAACAUAAUCCAUGUCUUCUAAUACAAGUGACUUUAUAGUUACGCUA
This is a messenger RNA of Drosophila miranda, 1287 nucleotides long. RefSeq lists its product as uncharacterized. The record is from RefSeq and is a predicted model, not a curated record. Gene Ontology annotation, molecular function: odorant binding. The coding region runs from base 490 to 1218 and encodes 242 amino acids. The transcript is spliced from 3 exons. NCBI's taxonomy places the organism in Eukaryota, Metazoa, Arthropoda, Insecta, Diptera, Drosophilidae. Gene Ontology annotation, biological process: sensory perception of smell.